AUGCAGGGUCAACUGAUGCAGCUCAGGAGCCUUGUAAGACUUCCCAAAGUCUUAUUCUGUGUGAGGCAAGGAAAACUCCAAGGCAGCUUUGCCCGUUUCUGCACCGCUUAUAUAUAAAAGCAUCCAACCUGGACUGCUUGUUUCAAGUUUCUGCAACUAAGAUCUGGCUGCAGGCAAGAAGCAAGAAGAAGUCCAAUGAAGAGGAGCACCAGAUGAGGCAAGCUGCAGAAGCUGUGGAGAUGAGAGCAACAGGAGGAAGUCUAUGGAAGCAGCAACCACACGCUCCUUGAUGUCUGCAGAAAAUCUAAGUCUUCCCCAGGUGAUUGUGAUGAGUGCCAGUAUGGGUUGCAGCCACUGCAGGCAAAGGGUCUCAAAGGUGGUCUCCAAAAUGAACACAGGCUUGCUGGAUUACAUGGUGGACUUGCGGAAGAAGGAGAUCACAAUGAGAGGGGUUGUGGAAAGCAAGAAGAGAAAAGUAGACGAAGAACGAAGAAGUUACAAGAAGAAAUCACCGAGAUCGUUGGGAUUCCUUAGGAUGAAUUGUUUCAGCUGUGGUUGAUGGUUUCAGAUUUGUAGAGACCAUAUACUUGUCAUUUACUUUGGAGAUUGCGUGUGUUCAUUGACAAAAAAUUGGGAAUCAAACUUGAAAUCCAUUUUAAACGA
Messenger RNA from Musa acuminata subsp. malaccensis (wild Malaysian banana), 663 nucleotides. The record is from RefSeq and is a predicted model, not a curated record. NCBI's taxonomy places the organism in Eukaryota, Viridiplantae, Streptophyta, Magnoliopsida, Zingiberales, Musaceae.